Messenger RNA from Triticum turgidum subsp. durum (durum wheat), 972 nucleotides. NCBI's taxonomy places the organism in Eukaryota, Viridiplantae, Streptophyta, Magnoliopsida, Poales, Poaceae. The record is from the annotation of a GenBank genome assembly.
AUGAGUCCGGCCGUGGCGGCGCUCCUGGCUUUGGCGGUACUGGCCGCGAGCGCCAACGUGUGCGCGGCGCAGCUCCGGCGGGACCAUUACGCCGGCGUGUGCCCCGACGUCGAAGCCAUCGUCCGGGGCGCCGUCGCCAAGAAGUUCCAGCAGACCUUCAUCACCGUCGGCGCCACCGUGCACCUCUUCUUCCACGACUGCUUCGUCGAGGGGUGCGACGCGUCGGUGCUGAUCGCGUCCACGGCCAACAACACGGCGGAGAAGGACAGCACUGCCAACCUAUCGCUGGCCGGCGACGGCUUCGACACGGUGAUCAAGGCCAAGGCGGCCGUCGACGCCGUGCCACGGUGCCGGAACCGGGUCUCCUGCGCCGACAUACUAGUCAUGGCCACCAGGGACGCCAUUGCACUGGCCGGCGGGCCGUCGUACGCGGUGGAGCUGGGGCGGCUGGACGGGCUGAGCUCGACGGCGAGCAGCGUCCCCGGCAAGCUGGCCCCGCCAACGUCCAGCCUCGACCAGCUCACGGCGCUCUUCGCCACCAACGGGCUCUCGCAGACCGACAUGAUCGCACUCUCCGGAGGGCACACGGUGGGGCUGGCUCACUGCCGCACGUUCGCCGGGCGACUGCGGCCGACAACCGACCCGACGCUGAGCCCGCGGUUCGCAGCACAGCUGCAGGCGUGGUGCCCACCCAACGUGGACCCACGGACCGCCGUGCCCAUGGACACAGUGACACCGCGGGCAUUUGACAACCAGUACUUCAAGAAUCUUCAAGGGGGAAUGGGCCUACUGAGCUCGGACCAGCUACUGUUCACCGACUCGAGGUCCAGGCCCACCGUUGACGCGUGGGCCCGGAGCGGUGCCGCGUUCGACCGGGCCUUCGUGGCGGCCAUAACAAAGCUGGGCCGCGUGGGAGUCAAGACCGAUGCGUCCCAGGGGAACAUACGCCACGACUGUGCAGCCUUCAACUGA